Molecule: messenger RNA, 974 nt
Organism: Drosophila santomea
Lineage: Eukaryota; Metazoa; Arthropoda; Insecta; Diptera; Drosophilidae
Exons: 4
Coding region: 6-869 (287 amino acids)
Molecular function (GO): acyltransferase activity, transferring groups other than amino-acyl groups
Source: RefSeq, a predicted model, not a curated record
CCAAAAUGGGUACUCGAUUAGAAGUUAUUGGAUUAAAAGACAUCCAGCAGUUCCAGCAGCUCUACAAGCAGAACUGGCCGAAAUAUUGCCAGGAAUACUACUGCCUUGAUAACUUCGUGUCAUUCCUGAAAAAACAACCCCACAUGAGGAACAUUCAGAUGUACACAUUGGAUACAAAACAAGCCAGAGACGAAGGUCUUUUUGUCAUAGUGGAUCGCUAUCAACUAUUUGUAGGUUGCCUAACCAACACAAACGGCCUUGUUAGAUCAGCUUUGGAUUUAUUGGACUGGUCGACGGGUCUGAAAUGCAGUUCAAUACCCUCCAGACACAUUGAUGCCCUGGAUGGCCUGGUGGAGUCUAAGGGGUUAGGCCUGGUAUUCAGGGACUACACGAAUUUGUAUUUUAUGAAAGCUGAGGACGCUCUCAAGCUAAAAGUUGAACCCCCAGAUGGAUUUGUUCUAAGGCCCCUGAGCGUGGCAGACGCUCCUUUGGUUAACGAAGAGUGGCCCAACCAUCAUGUGGGAUCUUUGUUCUUCAUAGAAAGACAGAUUCGCCUGUGCGUCAGUGUUGGAUUGUACCAGGAGGACACCCAAGAACUAGUUGCCUGGUGCAUCAGGUUGCAAGGCGGCUACUUGGGCGCCCUGCAGGUGAAAGCUUCACACAAACGUCGGGGAUUCGGCAGUGUCGUGACGAGGGAAAUCGCAUACCGCCUAGCCGCUGAGGGUCACGAUGUAAUGGCCCUCGUGGGCCCCUUGAAUAAGCCCUCAUCCGAGGUGUUCAGCAAACUUGGCUUCCAGGUCAUCGACCAGUGCCUUUGGCUAAGGACCGAACCCACCAAGGGCGAGUUCACCUGGCCCGAGGGCGAGUAGUUGGUGUUUAAAUGUCUGUAUUAAAAUAUUACGACUUUUGGUUGUAUAUGAAUACAAGUUUGGUAUAAAAAUAUGCCGAGGCAUUUUGCUAUGCUUAUUCUAAAA